This is a messenger RNA of Ctenocephalides felis (cat flea), 1551 nucleotides long. RefSeq lists its product as uncharacterized. NCBI's taxonomy places the organism in Eukaryota, Metazoa, Arthropoda, Insecta, Siphonaptera, Pulicidae. The record is from RefSeq and is a predicted model, not a curated record. Gene Ontology annotation, biological process: apoptotic DNA fragmentation. Gene Ontology annotation, molecular function: single-stranded DNA endonuclease activity; metal ion binding; nucleic acid binding. The coding region runs from base 25 to 1551 and encodes 508 amino acids. Gene Ontology annotation, cellular component: nucleus; mitochondrial inner membrane. The transcript has 6 exons.
GAAAUACAUAACAAAAGAUUUUUUAUGUACAGAAAAAUGAAUUUUAAAUUUGUUACUAUGUUUGGUUUAUUAUUAACGUGCAGUGGAUACAGUUAUGAUUAUAACAGAACUGAUUUAAUAGAUAAUAUAUUGUUUGAAGCAUUUAUAGCUUUUGAUAAUAUCAUAAACCGCACUGAUUUAAAUAAACAAUUCAUAAACGACGUUAAAAAUUUAUUAAUCGAGGAAACUAAAAUUCAACCUGAAGGUUUUGAUGUUGCUGAAUGGAUACAAAACAUUACUCAGAAUAUUCUUGGUGCAAUAACUGUGAAUGUGAAAAAAACUGCAAAUUGCGACUUAGAUUUUGAGUUAAAACACAAAUCAGGAUUGAGAAGACAAUUUUGUGCUGAGUCGCUAAUAAGGGAGCGUAUAAAAAUUACCGAAGGUUGCAGAUACAAAAUACGAAGUUUGCGCAGAAAACAACCAUUGAUUUUUAUGCCCAAGCACAAAAAGAAUGAAUUAAGACUCUGGUAUCCUAACAGUCACAAUUUACCAAUUUUUGCCAAGUACGGUUGCAGUAACGCCAAAAAUAAAUUACUACAAAUUGAGGAUGAUUUGGACUUCAUAACUUGCCAAGGAUCGGAUUUUUAUCCCGAAAAACUUUACAGACCUCUAACAAGGCCAGUUCAGUGUCGUAAAACACUAUCUCCAAAAUUAUAUACCACGGAUAUUUUAUGUGCUAAAAAAGAAUUGGCAGCAUAUUCAAAAAUUCAAUUCGAAAUCAACAAAGAUAUAAGUGUUGAUCUAUUUGGAAUUUGUUUUUCUAAGUAUGUCCAGGAAACAAUAUUUACAAUUCAUGAGAUACAUGGAAAAAGUUUAAAGUUUCGACAGAAACCUCAACACUAUCCAGUCCUCCACACAUCAGAUUUACUCAAAUGCCAAGUCCAUUCAUCAAAGUUGUACACAAAAGAUAACCAACUAUCAGCAUUCCAAACGCUUCUAGGACCAAAUCAAACUAAAUUGAACAAUGAAUUUUCAUUAGAAAAAAGUCAAUUAGUUCCUGCCGCAGAUUUUCCCCUUCAACCAAUGCAGAGUGCAACUUAUUUUUUAGUCAACGCACUUCCACAAUGGAACACCAUAAAUCAAGGAAGUUGGAAAAUUUUGGAGAACAAAAUACGAAAAUAUGCCUCUCAAAAUGAAUAUGUGUUUAAAGUUUUCACAGGAGGUUACGGUACACUUUCUUACAACGAUGCCAAUAAUGAUCCUACGAAAAUUUACCUAAGUCCUGAGGAUAAAUGUCUUGGUGUGCCGAAGUAUAUCUGGAAAGUUAUUUAUCGCGAACAAACGGCAGGUGCAAUUGCUUUUGUCAGUGUGAAUGAUCCAUAUGCUAAAUUGGAUGAUUUAGAAGAUUUAUGUCCAAAUAUGUGCAAAUUAACUAACUGGAAUCAUCCAAAGUUCAGAAAUUUCACAAGUGGAUACAUUUAUUGCUGUGAUGUGGACGAGUUACGCAAAACAUUUGCCCACAUACCAAAUUUUGAUACUCUACCUAUAUAUCAAAUUUUAGUAUAUUGGUAG